UCUCUCCUUAUAUAUGCAUGUAUGUAUCUCUUGGUAAUACACAUGACUAUAUAUUUAUACAUGCACACACACAUGUAUGUGAACCCUUGACAGAUAAUUGGAUUGGAAGUAACUGAAUUCCCAUUACAAUUUAGUUGAAUUAUGCGACUUUUUGAUAAUUGGGGUUUGUGGGUAGGUGGAAUCAGAUUUUGAAUUAUAAAAAAAUUAGUAAUUUCUCGUCCUUGUAAAAAGGGUUUACAGUGAUCAAAGCUUGAGUUGCCGAAUUACAGGCGUGGAUGAUGGCUAGGGUGGAAUAACUUGUGGAAUCUAUACACCUAUAUGCCCAUCUAUAUAGGACUGCUCGUUAGCUUCCAUUUCCCCCUAUGACGCUUUAGGUAGCAUGAAUCGAAUGAAAAAAGCCAUCAAGGGGACAGUGGCCAUGUGAUGCUAGAGAGGAGCAAAACACAUCAUAAGUAAACUACUAAAUGAGACGGGCAUAAGGAUGAAGAAGCAACAACAGUUUCAAACAACAGCAAUGCUGCGUGGUCUUAAUUUUUGUAUACUGGAACUUCCCGUACACAUAAUAUGUGACAUACUCUCAAGACUCCCCCUGAAGACGAUAAUUUGUUGCAAAUGUGUUUGUAAAUUGUUUCUCAAACUUCUCACAGAUCCUUAUUUUGCCAAAGUCCACUUAACUAAUUCAUCUACUGCCGCCCUUAUCAUUCGAGAAAGUUUCAGCAUCUCUUUCUACAUAUACAUGCUCAACCUUGAUGAAACCACCUCUACCGCCUGCAGCACUGAUGAUCCUCUUCAUCGUUUUCAUCCCAGCCACGCAUUGAACAAGAAAAAUGCUGAAUUACGUUUCCGCAAUGGUGAGGCGACUCUAGUGGGUUCCUGUAAUGGUUUGCUUUGUUUAUACAGUAAUUCAUCAAAGGAGUCUUCUUACUAUAUUUGCAAUCCUAUUCUUGGUGAAUAUAUGGUUGUCCCCUCCCGAAUUCCAUCAACACCAUUUUGUAAUUACCUCAACCAUUCUGGGUUUGGUUUCUGUCCAAGGACGAACCAAUACAAGGUCAUUCGUUUUCUGCGUUCGACAGAUUUUGAACAAAAUUUGAGUAAAACAGUGGCUGAGAUACACACGCUCGGAACAGACUCAUGGAGAAGCAUUAAGGAUGCUCCUUGCCCAAAGGCUAAGGGAUCAUUUGAUUCUCUUCUCAAUGGUGCUCUUCAUUGGAUUGCUGAUAGUCGUACAACUUCUGAUCUUAUAUGUUCGUUUGACUUAGAGACGGAGCAAUUUCGACCUGUACCACCACCUGCUCAUUUUGACACAGCUUACACAUCAAAAAUUUCUUGGAUCAACGUUGGGGCACUGGGAGGAUGGCUUUGUAUUUGCUAUGUUUUCAGUGAUGCUCAAUUUGAGGUUUGGGUGAUGAAGGAUUACGGGGUCAAGGAAUCUUGGAUCAAGGAGUUUGUCAUUGACACGAAGUUCUAUUGUGGGUUGCGAGUAGAGGAUUUGCAUCAACCAAUUAAAUUUCUCAACAAUGGAGAAUUGUGGCUUAUAUGCGGCUCCAAAUCUCUUGUUAUAUAUAGUCCUGAAAAAGGAACUUUCAGAGAUUUUAAGACUCUGGAGUUACCGAAGGCUGAAGUGAUUGCUCACAUUCCAAGCUUCAUUUCCCUCAAGGACACUGUGAUUGGAAAAAGCCUGAAUAAAGUGAAAAAUGUGAAAUGGGAAAGCCAUUGCUGCUUCAACAUUUAGCUUCAACAUUCUGGUAUGGUAAAGCAGAGUGGUUUUUCAGCUAUUUUAUUUACAAUAGAAACAAUUGGCUACUAUGAACAGUUUAUACGUGAACCGUUAAAAAGAAAAAACAGUUUAUAUAUAGGUAUGUAUGUAUGUGUUUUUUUUUUUUUGGCUUCUGCUAAUGAUGUUAGCAAGUCGGUGCCUGGUGGAUGCUUCAACCCUGAUUAUCUUCUAGCAAAGAUCCUCAAAUAUGCCCAUCCGUCCUUUUGGCUGUUGUAAAUACAUUUUGCUCUACCUCAUUCUUCAAUCUAUGCUUUGGUAACCGUGUCUUGUAUAUUUUCAUUGUCAUAUUAAUGACUACAAUCUGGUGUUUGAAUUUUUUAUUUCCCUUCUGUAAGUUAAUCUGUUCUUCAAAGUUGUCAGUGGUAGCAAAUGUGCAAAUGUCAAAGUUGUCACUAAUUGUAGACUAUUUUCUUUGUGAUAUGCCAAGUCAAAUGUAGUAAUA
Molecule: messenger RNA, 2219 nt
Organism: Cornus florida
Lineage: Eukaryota; Viridiplantae; Streptophyta; Magnoliopsida; Cornales; Cornaceae
Product: F-box protein At3g07870-like
Exons: 3
Coding region: 482-1732 (416 amino acids)
Molecular function (GO): protein binding
Source: RefSeq, a predicted model, not a curated record